UCAGUACAAAACUACAUGUGUGGAUGUCAACAAAAGCGCUGGAAGAAGGGGAAACAACAAUGGUGUUUGUCUGAAACUAUUCAUUUAUAACUGUAUAAAUGAAAGGCAUAAUGGGAAGAUGCCACAUUUAAAGGAGCUGUAUUUCUGUCUCCUUGGCAACCAGUUGUUAAAGUGAUCACCAGGAUCGAAUGUAGCAGAAAGUUUGCUGAUUGUGAGCGAAACUAGUCCUUCAACCAUGGCUACACCAACUUUAUCACAUGAUGCAAAACAUGAAGAUGUCAUAAACAAGCAAGAAAUAACACUCGGUGAAGACGAGGUUGUGCCCGUCGAACAAAUUCAAACGGACUCUCCGUUGAGGACAAUUAGCGACGCAGACAUCAUGCAGAAUGUCUCUUUAAGUAUUGAUUUGGUCAAGGUUGAAGGAGAGGACAUCGAAGAAAGAACUUCCAACGACACGAUGAGAAUUUUAAAUGCUGAGAAACUAUCUCCUGAAGUCGAUCUCGGACAGCAAAGUCAAGACUUAAAUAAAGAAGAGACUCAGGGUGAUGUCAUUAUUGAUGUUCCGUCAACCGACACAUCUCAGAUUGGGUCUCAUGUUGACAAUGUUACCACGGAAACAGUCACUCAGGAUAACAGAACACAAGAUGAUGAGCGGUCAGCUUUCACAUCUCAGAUGGGGCCUAAAGUUGAUAGUGUUACCAUGGAAACAUUCGUUCAGGAUAACAGAACACAAGAUGAUGAGCCGUCAACUGACACAUCUCAGAUGGGGCCUCAAGUCGAUAGUGUUACCAUGGAAGCAGUCGUUCAGGAUAACAGAACACAAGAUGAUGAGCCGUCAACUGACACAUCUCAGACGGGGCCUCAAGUUGAUAGUGUUACCAUGGAAACAGUGAUUCAAGACGGUGGUCAAGAAGAGAUGAAUGUUGCUGAAGAACAGUAUUUAGUAAGUCUGGAUUUUAAGCAAGUUCCGUAUCAGCUUACAGGUGCUUGGCAGGAAUUCCAGCAUUCUGCUUCAAACUUCCUCAAAGGAUGCAAAUGGUCACCAGAUGGGUCCUGCUUAGUAACCAAUAGCGACGACAACAUCCUUCGCCUCUUCAAUCUACCACCAGAAGUUUACUCCUCAACCUGGCAAGAUGGUAAUAUACCCGAGAUGACCUCGGUGUUGAAUAUUCAUGAAGGGGAACUCAUCUAUGAUUACGCAUGGUUCCCAGGGAUGAGGUCUUAUGAACCAGAGACAUGCAGUUUAGCAAGUUGCUGUCGUGAUCACCCAGUUCAUUUAUGGGAUGCAUUCACUGGUGAACUCCGCUCUACCUACAAGCCACAUAACCAUUUGGAUGAGCUGACCACACCUUACUCCUUGGCGUUCUCCUUGGAUGGAAGUAAACUCUAUUGUGGCUUCAAUAAGAUGAUCAGGAUAUUCUAUACAGACAGACCGGGACAGACAUGUGAGGAGAGACCAACGCGAGUUAAGCACGCCGGUGGUCAGACUGGGAUUAUCUCUUGUUUUGCGAUGAGCCCUGAUGGAUGUUACGCUGCUGGCUCCUACACUAAAUCAAUUGGUCUUUACGAUGAGCGGAACGGUUCCCUGCUCUGUAUGGUAGAAGGACAAGUAGGAGGAGUAACACAUCUCAUAUUCUCACCAGAUGGCACCAGACUAUACAGUGGAGGGAGGAAGGACCAUGAGAUUCUUUGUUGGGACAUCCGUAAUCCUGGUAAAGUUUUAUUCGCUAUAAACCGUGACAUCACAACCAAUCAGAGGAUGUACUUUGAUCUAGACAGCUCCGGCCAGUACUUAGUAUCCGGUAACCAGGAUGGAACGGUCACCAUAUGGGACACAUCCCAACCGCCGUCCUCUGAGGGGUCAUCUGAGGACAGUAUUCUUGACCCUAUACUACGCUUCACUGCCCACAGUGAUACCGUUAAUGGAGUGAGUUUAAAUCCAGCUUUACCGAUUAUGGCCACAGCAUCUGGUCAGAGAAAGUUUCCCGUUCCCAUGGCAACUAGUGAUAGUGAUGAUGAGGAGAAUGAAACAGUCGCUGAUGACGAGAAAGAAGACAACUCCUUGAGACUUUGGUAUCUUAUGUCGUCAAGUUGAUCAGUUACUAAGUAAACAACAACUGACAAUAACCAAAGGUGUACAGUGCCUUUAAGAUGGUGCUCAUGCAUAUGGCCUAUUCUAUUUUAGUCCUGCGAUGGGUUCGAAUUUUAAUAAUAAAAAUUAAUAAUAAAAAUUAAUAAUAAAAGACUUCUAGCUAGAAGUCUUUUAUUCC
Messenger RNA from Asterias rubens (European starfish), 2270 nucleotides. RefSeq names its product telomerase Cajal body protein 1-like. NCBI's taxonomy places the organism in Eukaryota, Metazoa, Echinodermata, Asteroidea, Forcipulatida, Asteriidae. The record is from RefSeq and is a predicted model, not a curated record. The transcript has 11 exons. Gene Ontology annotation, biological process: Cajal body organization. Gene Ontology annotation, molecular function: RNA binding; protein binding. The coding region runs from base 236 to 2095 and encodes 619 amino acids. Gene Ontology annotation, cellular component: Cajal body.